AUGGAGCCGGAGCGCGAGUGUCGGGUGCUCUCUAUCCAGAGCCACGUCGUGCGCGGCUACGUGGGCAACAAGGCGGCCACCUUCCCCCUGCAGGUUUUGGGAUUUGAAGUUGACACAGUGAACUCUGUCCAGUUUUCAAACCACACAGGUUAUGCCCACUGGAAGGGUCAGGUGUUAAAUUCUGAUGAACUUCAUGAACUGUAUGAAGGACUUAAGCUGAACAAGGUCAACCAAUAUGAUUACGUACUCACAGGAUAUACAAGAGACACAUCAUUUCUUGCGAUGGUGGUGGAUAUUGUCCAAGAGUUGAAGCAACAGAAUUCAAACCUAGUAUAUGUGUGCGAUCCAGUGAUGGGAGACAAAUGGAAUGGAGAAGGCUCCAUGUAUGUGCCUAAGGAUCUCCUCCCAGUCUACAGGGACAAAGUUGUACCCGUUGCUGAUAUAAUUACUCCUAACCAGUUUGAGGCUGAAUUACUUACAGGGAGGAAGAUUUACACAGAAAAAGAUGCUUUAGAGGUAAUGGAUAUGCUCCAUGCCAUGGGACCAGAGACUGUGGUGAUCACAAGCUCAGAUCUACAGGCGCAGCUAGGAAACGACUACCUGAUUGCUUUGGGAAGCUACAGAAAAACUAAUGCAGAUGGUACCAAGAUAACUCAGAGAAUUCGAGUGGAAUCUCCUAAAGUGGAUGCUGUCUUUGUUGGAACAGGAGACUUGUUUGCUGCUAUGCUUUUGGCAUGGACGCAUAAACAUCCAAACAAUUUGAAGGUGGCAUGUGAAAAGACUGUGUCAGCCAUGCAGCAUGUUCUGCAGAGGACCAUUAAGAGUGCAAAAGCACAAGCUGGAGAAGGAAACAAACCAAACUCAGCCAAUCUGGAACUGAGAAUGGUCCAAAGCAAAAAGGACAUAGAAAACCCAGAGAUCAUAGUGAAAGCUACUGUGUUAUAAAGGCUGUAUGUCUCCAAUAACGCACAAUGUAUCGAUGUCCUCAUUUCUUUCCUUUAAAUUGUAAUAUUUGCCUUAGAUCUGUGACAGAAACCUGACUUUCAUGAAAUAGUGCCCAGCAUAGGCAGAUAUUCACUCUCAAUCAUAUGUGCUGGCCUUGCUCGGUUUUAAAAACAAAACAGAGUCGGUAUGCAUUAAAGCAUAUUACCAGGUAUCAAAAUGGCUGUCAAAUUCACUUAAUGUGUGUAAUUACCCAGGGCAAGAGAGUACAAUGUUCCUGCCUUGCCAAAGACUUCAGAUGUGAAUUUGAAUUUGUGACUGACUGGGAAAUAUAUUUCAAGAUGGCAUCUAGUGCCAAUGGAGCUGGCUACAUGCUCCCUUUUCCUGGAGAGAUAUGGUUACCUACUCUGGUAUUCCGUAUCUCAGCUGCUACGAAACUAAGCAGGGUUAAAACUACACACAUAGUUCUGGAUGUGUGUAGAAGUACUUUGAAGAUGUUUGGCAUUUAAGUACUCUGAAGUGACCUUGAGGUGUCUGUCAUUAACAUUACUGAUAACUGCUCCCGUUUCUUGUCUUAUGAACAACUGCACGUUUUCAGUUUUUGCAGGUACUGGCUGCUAAUUUCUAAUGCCCACAGGUGCCCUCAUGUUUUUCUUCCAAAACUCUGCUCCAGAAACACUUCCAUUAGUAACAAUAUAUUUAUUCAGUAGCGCUGUCUGCACGUUUGUAGAUUUACCUCUGAGGCCAGGCUUGAUGCUUUCUUUGUUUUUUUUAACUAAGGACAAAUGUUACUUAAGGACAAAAGAGAAAGCAGCUCCUACUCUAAAGGCUGACACCAAUUGUUUUUUUCUUCAUGGAUGUAUUUACACUGUGUAGAGCACUUCCACUUAGCAAUAGUGAGCGCUAUUGGCAGCUUGUCAACGGAGCAGUGUGGUAAUAAUAAUACAUGCGGCUUAGGAAAUUGCAUAAGUUUACCAAAUUCAGGGCAACAUACAAAAUUUGUUCAUAAUGUAAAUCUCUGCAACUUCCUACUCUGAGUAGAGGUCACAGAAAUGUGUUAUUAUUUAUCUCCUUAACAUUUUUGAUUUCAAAAUUAGGCUUCAUUAGCCUUCAGAAUGGAAUUCUUACUGAUUUCAGUGUCCUGUGUAUCACAGCCACAUGUUAUGCCAGUAGGGAGAUAGGCUGACAAGUACUGACCACUCAUAAUUCCUGUUGAUUUCUGUAUGGGACUGAAGAUCUUGCUUCUCCCAGGAGGAGAUCUAGUGUGUUUUUAAAUCCAAAUUCAGUUGAUAUUUUUUCCUUAGAUGGUAGAGGCAGAUAAAAAUUUCACUUCUGCUUGAAGCAGAUUUCUUCACGAAGCAAAUUUGCAUUAGAGGAAGGGGCAGCUCUGAGCUUUUCUUGGUGGUGUGACUGUGCUCAGGAAACUCACUGGUUGUCUCCCAGAUACUUUUCCUGCCCAUUCCUCAUCACAGCUGCUUAAGCGAGUGUCACUCGCGUAACUUGGGAGUCCCCAGCAGAGCUGGUCUGGGGAUUGCUUUUGCCACUGUGGACUUCAUUUAUCCCACCAUUUUGUAGAUUUUCUGCCAUUGUAAAAGUUGAUUAGUUUCACUUAGUAGAAGAGUAAUGUAUUUUUAAAGUUACUUUUAAGUGAAGAGAUUUUUUUUUAGUAGAGUAAGAUUUCAUAAUUAAUGUACUUCUGAAAUCCCUCAUUUUCAGUAUCUCUGAAGCAAAUGAAAUUUAAGAGAUGAACACACUUUGCAAUGAAUUUAAGAGGCAAAGUCCAGGUUUUUAUUCUCUACGACUAAUACUUCUAUUUUCUCUCAUAUGUUUGACAUUAACUAAAAAAAAGAGGUGAGAAUUUUAAGAAAAAAAGAAAACACCCAGAAAUGAACUACAAAAUGUGACUCCGCUGCCAUGGGUUAUAGUAACCACUGCCAUCGAAUAACUUUCUAGCAAUAAUAAUUUUGGUGAUUCGAGCCGUCACUAAAAUUAGCAGUCAGUAACAGAGAUGAAUUCAUGGCAGAUAUCCAGCACGUAGAAAGACAUGAACUGUCUUACCAGUGUGUAUUAGUGUGAUGGGAAGGAGUGAAAAAGAUGGAGCCAUGCUCUUCUCAGUGGUGUCUGGUGGGAAGGUGAGAGGCUGUGGGCAUACAGGAAAUUCUACUGAAACAUUAAAAAAAAAAAAAAGUGAAUGUGAAUGAACACUGGAGCAAGUUUUCCAGAAAGGUUGUAGAGUCACUGUCCUUGAGAGAUAUUCAAAUAUUGAGAUUCUGAAGCUCUUCACAUCAGGGGAUCCGCAGUAGAGAAAAGCUCCGAAUUGACCUUUUUUCUUCUUCUUUUUUUUUUUUUUAAGUAUUGUUAACUAUGCAUUGUCAAAAUUUGCUGUCAUAGAAACCCGAUCUGUUUUAAGUCUGUACUGCAGAAAAGCCCUUUCAGAAAGGAUGAGAUAGCACAAUUGUUUUUGGCAGUAAAAAAGUAGACUUUCAGAGGGGAAUGGAGAGAAAGGCAGGUCUUUAUUUCUCCGAAAUAAGAAGCUUGGAAUUUAGGAAACAUAAAGGUACCUUACAGAGAAGGUUUUAUCUGUUAACCACAAUCAACCUUGAUCUUACCAUAAGAGAGAACGGGUGUUUGCUGAAGCAGCUUUUACCUGUCAGAUGUGGUCUCUCCCUACUGCUUCAAAGAAUGAAGAAUUGCUCCAGAAUUCUCCAGAAUUGCUUUCUUAGAAUCUGUGGCAUAGCCGUACUGUACAAGGGAUAGACACAGUAAGGGGAGCUUCAGGGAAAAAGAGGGGAAAAAAAAAAAAAAAAAAGGUAAUGUUACUAAUGAGCUCAAUUUGCAAAAGUUCAUGUUUUGUACUAGGUGGGCCCUGUAACAGUUGGCUGCUUGCUGCUUCUGCUGGAGUUCCUGGGAGCUGCUCAUGUAGUACCUCUUUUAAACUCCCACCUCCCUGAUCUAAAUUAGGUCAGGCUUAUAUAUUCUGGGAAGAAUUGUGCUUAGUGUCUCUUGCCUGGAACAAACAUCAACAAUCAUCUGUAAAUAUAUUCUGUAGCUGUCAUUUUGAAGUCACAGCGGGCAAACAGGUAUUUUUGAAUGUCAAGGUAUACAUAUGUAAUACUUAGAUGCAUUUUUAUUGUUUCAGAGUUAUAAAGCACUUUUUCAUGAUGUCUGCAGAACAAAAUUCAAAGUCUCAGUGCAUUCAUGUCCAACUUUUAUUCCUGCCUCUCCUCCCACAGAUAACACCUGUAAAGAGUACAAGUUCUUACUGUCUGGGUGCUACUCAAAAAUAUCUCAGUAUUAGACAGCUGCCCACUACUUCCAGAAUUGGUGGAAACUCAUCAGAGUUGUCUGACCCACUCGCAGUUGCCUAGGUAAAGAAAAACGGUUAACCUAAACCAGGUUAGGUCCUAAAUGAUUACCGAAGAAAAAGCACUUCAGCACAGAAAGUGGAGCGUGUAACUAAUGAGAAAUCUUUCAUGGCUGUCCUAACAGCACAAAAGGUGGCUGUAGUCCACUAGUCCAGGGCCCCUGCUCAGCCUUGAGGCUGGUGGGGGACGCCAGCUUCACUGCCGUGCGUACUCCCUGCUUUAUGUGUGGAGGGCACAUAUAUGUGUGAAGUUAGCAGUGAGGAACACAUAUUAAUACUGAAGUGCAUGUCCUCAUGCGAAUGGUGAGCAGUUUGUGUUUGAGUCCAGUUGACUUCCCCACCAUUCUUCACUUACUUGGAAGUGAUUUGUUUUGGAUCCUUUUUUCUGGGUUGAUCUGUUCAGUGUAUGUGCUCAGCCAUUUUGAUUACUGCACUCACUUGUGGACCCAUUGUACAGGAAAGACCAAAACUCGUUUACAAAUGAUCUACUCAUUUCUGACCCUGGAUAUAGUUACUACAUACUUAAAAUUUCCUUUUACCUCUUUGUGAGACACAUGCGUAAAGACAUUGUGCUAGAAUCAAUACUAUUCACACUCGAUAUAAACAUUUAAGGAAUCUGCAAUAUGAAAUUGUUAACUUUUAAUGUUUGUUUGCUAAUUUAUAUUGAAAAAUCUUUAAUCAAUGUGCUAUACAAAAUAAUCGGAGGACCAAGGUUUCCAGCUACUCAUACUGCCUUUUUGAGUGUCUUACUGUAUCUUGAUUGGAUGGUAUUCUUUCAUUGUCUGAGAUUGUUCUGGUGAUUGUAUUGAUAUAUUUUAUUUUAAACUAUGUGGCAAGGAAGAUUGUAAUAAAAGCAUCUACAUUUAAUAUACUGUACACACAAAUUGUUAGAUCCUAUUUUUGAAUAUGUUAAUCAUUUCAGAAUUAAAUCAAGAACAGUUUGAUAGUCUUGCUGAAUAAGUGGAUGUAAUUAAAGGUUUAAUUAGAUAUAUCCUGGUAUAGGGAAUGGAUAGUUAAUGAAAGAAGGUACCUUUGUGCUCCACAGUCCUCUCGUUGCAAGGAAGUAGGUCUCUAGAGGAGAAUAACAUCCUCAUCUCUUAGAUUUUUUCCUGAGAAGUUUCAUGGGAAGACAACUGCUGACACCUGCGGUGCUGCUCUUGUAUGCCUUGUACUUGCAUGUGUAGGACCUCCCCAUGAUGUGCUCCUUAUUUCUGCAAAGAAGGUGAGAAGAGAGGCUUGAAGUAAGGAUCACAAUUCAUUGUCAGGUCUGUUUCUUGUGUAGCGCUUAGCUGAACACCCCUUCAUGCAGAGUAAUUUUUAUCUUACUGCACAGAGCGUACAAGACUAUACAGUGGGAAACAACUGAUUCUGCAUGUCAGAACAAGUGCUUCUGUCUGCUCUCUACAUUGUAUAUUCUGUGCCAUUUUGCAGGAGAGGAGAGUGGGUAUCCAGUUCAAGGAGAGCACUGGUUAUUAGAGAAGAUUCUUACGCUGGCUGGACAAGUUAGGCUUAUAUCACAGACGGCCACUUCUCCUGACUGUCUUUGCCCACUAGAAGUUGAGACAUGAGUGUUACAAAUUUUGGUCGGUGAAUCCAAAGUAUUUCUCCAUAAACUGAAAGAACAACCCAUUCUUUUAUAUCACAAUUCAUCCUUGAUGAGGCAUUCAGCUAUUACAGUGAACGAGAGAAAUGACUGAGAGAAUAGCUGUCCUUUUUGAAAGAUGUGCUUUUGAUGAUUGAAAGCCUGCUGCUGAGCAGUUUUGUAGCUUGCUGGCAUUCUAAAACAUAUCAAUUAAACACAUGUAAAACGUGGAAAGUAAGCUUUAAUAUAUACAAUAACAAGCCUGAAAAUAGCUCUGCUCUUCUAAGUAAGUGAGUAGAACGGAAUUUAUGCCUGUGUGCAGACUGAAGAUAAAUCCACAAGGUUCAGUUAGAAACUUGGAGUGAUCCCUAAACUGCCGGGAAGGGCGCUGAAUGCAGGAUGCCAGGUAGCUGCUGUGUGAGUACACGUCUUUUUAGGAGAGCCCAAGCCAGUUUUCACAUUUUCCAGGAAGGAGAAGGAUGUGGCUUAGUUUUCAGCCUGGGAAUGCUCCUGUCAGCUUUACCGAGACCAGUACCAGGUGACAGCCCCAAAACCACCAGCCACCCGUGAGGUGCUUGCUGCUCCAGUAACAGCAGAUCUUGAGGCAAAUGGGAUGCUCCGAAGUAUGUUCCUAAAUAAGCAUUCCCGAGUUAGUGCCUCGACAAUGCAAAUAAUAGUAAUAAAUACACCUUUUGCAGAGUAGUGAAUAAGGCAGCACAUUAUUAAGACAGAGAAUACCAGCAAUAUGAGAAGGCUGAGCCAUAUGUUACCACUGAAAUCAUGUGUACUCCUUACCUAUUGCCCUUGUGGUUGCAUUGCUAUUUAGAAAAAUCAGUGUGUAGAAGAGUGUAAUACAUGUAUUCUGUGUGUACGUGUGUGCGUGUAUGUUGAGGCUUUAUUUGCGAUGUGGUGGGGGUGGGAAACAAAAUUUGGGGGCUGGCUGUGCAGGCCUUCAGGAUGUAUGCAGAAAGUCUUAAAGAAUUAUAUUUUUAUAGAUUGUGAUGGAGCUUUGGGUCCCAGCCACACCUAGGCUUUUCUUCCAGAAAAGUAGAACGGUAUGGAAAUAGAGUCAGGUGGCUGUAAUAAAGUAGGGACAGUACAACCCCACCAGCCCUGGACAAACUGAAAUAACUUAAAUAAAAGAUGCCUUUUUAAGUAAUAUUUUUUUAGUGCUGAAUUGUUAAAUAAAUAUUUAUGAGCAAACUUUCUAUGUACUUAAAGUUUGUGUGGUGCUUUGUACUGACUAGGUGGACCUGUUCUAUGUUUACACAUCUCAAUGAUUGUCUUUGAGACGUAUGUAGUAACUCAAUGAAUUUUAUGCCGGAGAAACAACGAAGUUCUGUGUAAUAGCAAAUAAUUUAAUUUCUAAUGAAAUUGUAGGCUUUUGUAGUGUUUGUGUGUUUUCUGGUUGCCCGUUAUGAGUUGUAUUCUUUCUGCAGUAAGGCUUGUACGCUUGAUUGUAGAGAGAGGCAAUAGGAUGGUAGACACCAUUGUAUAAAAAGAAAACCCUAAAUAUUGCUACCUUAUCCAUGAUAAGAUCAGGUAAGUGGUGACAUAAGCCCAGAAUUUAGAUUUUGCAGUGGAAUAAAAUACCAAAUACAUCUGGAGCAGGAUAAAAAUAGGUGAGGGAUCGUUUAUUGAACAAUCCAAUUUAAUGGAGUAGAGUGGGGGGACAUUGGUCCUUAAUAGCACUGUGUAAGCAAACAAGCCCAGAGAUUGGAUCAGCACUGGCUGGCCAAACAAACUUCAUUGUUUGUGCUGAAUGAGUGCAACAGAGAGAUGAGUGGGCUAAGUGGGAGAAAAUUUUUUUUUUUUUCCUCCAGUCUGUCAGUUGUGGUACUGUGAAGAAUUUAAAGAGAGUGAUCUGAAUUUAAAUUCAAUACAUACAUUGGCUUUCAGAAGAGUUGAGUUACCGACAAAAUCCCAUUCAGUCACAAUGCAAGCUGUUGGCAUGUUUGAAAACAAGAAUGUUAUUUUUUUUAAAUCUCGCUGUAGUCUUUUAUUUUUUCUUAUGGCUGGGAGACUGGGGCUCAAGCCCUUCAAUCUUGGUUUCUUUCUUUCUUUUUUUCGCUUGUUGUUUGGUCUUUUGGGGAUUUUAUAGGAAGCCUGAAAGGGUCUGCGACAUAAAUCAGUUUGCAGGGCGAGGCCCUCUGCUGCAUGCUGUGCUCCUACCACAAUAGCUGGUGAUCUGGAGACAUCAUGAGCAUUGUUCACUAUGUCUCUUUUUUUAGAAACAAGGCAGCUUCCAUGCCACACUCCUGGAUAAAUCAUUCCUGCAAAAAAGUAGGGGAGAAUUUGUGCUCUUUUCUGUAAAGAUUUUCUGAGUUCUAGAUGUGUUAGAGGUACUGCUUCUGCUUUGCUGAAUUAGUAAAAAAAAAACAAAAACCAAAAACAAAAACACAAAAACGUAUCACUUGAGUGAAUAAUG
This is a messenger RNA of Numida meleagris (helmeted guineafowl), 8316 nucleotides long. RefSeq names its product pyridoxal kinase (gene PDXK). Gene Ontology annotation, cellular component: cytosol. Lineage: Eukaryota; Metazoa; Chordata; Aves; Galliformes; Numididae. The record is from RefSeq and is a predicted model, not a curated record. The coding region runs from base 1 to 945 and encodes 314 amino acids. Gene Ontology annotation, molecular function: pyridoxal kinase activity. Gene Ontology annotation, biological process: pyridoxal 5'-phosphate salvage. The transcript is spliced from 11 exons.